AAUGAGCACUUUGUGUGUGUGUGUGUGUGUGUGCAGGCGUGCACACUGGCUCUGCCUCCCUGUCCAUCUCCUUCCUCCCUGCUCCAUCCAUGCACAGCAUGAUAUAAACAAACCUGCCUCUGGACAUGUCAUGGCUUAAAAUAGAUGUUCAGACAUCAGCCUUGCCACGGCAGCAGCAGCAGCAGCAGCAGCAGCAGCAGGAAGGACAUGGCCGACUGGAUCUGAUCCCAGGCUUCGUUUGGAGCUGAGCAAUCCCAGCCCCUCACUAAGAACAGGACCGUGGGUGGCAACAGCAGCAGAAGUGACCUCCAGGCCACUCUCCGGCCUUCAGGAACCCACAGGUAUGCCUUGUGGGUCUCAGCAGCUCCCAUGGCAUUCCUGUCCAGGUUUUCCAGGAAUGGCACCAGGUCACCAAGCCGAGGCUCACGAGAGGAGCGACACCACCACCCCAUCCUCAGCGUCUUUGAGCUGGAGAGGUUGCUGUACACAGGCAAGACAGCCUGUAACCAUGCUGAUGAGGUCUGGCCAGGGCUCUACCUGGGUGAUCAAGAUAUAGCAGCCAACAGGAGGGAGCUGGCUCAGCUCCACAUCACCCACAUCCUCAAUGCCUCCCACAGCAAGUGGAGGGGGGGUGCUGAGUACUACGAGGGCACGGGCAUCCGGUACCUGGGCAUCGAGGCCCACGACUCCCCUUCCUUUGACAUGAGCCCCUACUUCUACCCUGCAGCUGAUUUCAUCCACCAAGCACUGAAUGAAGGAAGGAUCCUUGUGCACUGUGCUGUUGGGGUCAGCAGGUCAGCCACCUUGGUCCUCGCCUACCUCAUGAUCCGGCACCACAUGCCCCUGGUAGAAGCCAUAAAAACAGUCAAGGAUCACCGUGGGAUCAUCCCCAACAGGGGCUUCUUGCGCCAGCUGGUGGCCCUGGACAAUGCCCUGAGGCUGAAGAGGAGUGCCUGAAGGAGGAGGAGAAGAGGGGAUGUGUGGUGGGAGUGGUGGGGGUGGGUGGUGCUCACCUUCUAUUCACCCCAUGUCCUAUUUAACCCCAAGACCUGGCUCUUUCUUUUCCUCCUUUCAAUGUUUCAGAAUGUCAGGAAAGGGAUGUUUCAGGGUUUCUCAUCUCUGUCACCAUUGCAGUCAGCUUUCAGCUGGGGAAGAGGAACAAGUAACAGAAUUAUGUUGCCCCUCUGUGGAUAUUUUAGCCACCCACUGGAUGUCACCCAUCCCUUUCCAGAGCACCCUGCUGGAGGGACAAAGAGGCAUUUCAGGGAGAGAUUCCAUCACAGAUUGCUCCAUGGGUGCUGCUGCAGGACAGAGGAGAAGCUCUGUGUUCUCAGCACCACAGCAGAUAAAUCCAGCCCUAGAUCUUAAGGGUUGGACUUGAUGAUCUCUGAGGUCCCUUCCAACCCAGCCAAUUCUAUGAUUCUAUGAUUCUAUGAUCUUUAUCCACUGGAGGCCACCAACCCCCUGCCCUGCUGCCUGCUGAAUGGCUGGGGUGGAGGUUUUCCUCCUUGGCAGCUUGAUGGGUGACAUGCAGCUGGUUCCUGGGCCCCCCCAUCAGCUCAGGGGGUCCCCAGGCAUGUGAGUUAUUCCUAGGGGUAAAACAUAGGCUCUCAACCUCCAAUCUUGUCACCUGGGCAGCCCUGAUGUGCAGCCUCCUUCUCAGCCUGCUUGCUCCAAGAUGCCUGUGGAAGGACUUGGCCCUUUCCUCAAUCCCUCUUGGCUCCAGGAAGCCUUUAGGGCUUCACUUCUCCCUCGUGGCAGAUGCCUUUGCCAAGCCAGUCCUGUCCCUCCCUCCCCAGACACUCAAGCUCUGUGUGUUCCUUGUCUUGUUUCCUAUUUGUUUCUGGUCUGUGUAGCAAUGUGAAUUAUUAGGUCUGGUGUGUGGGCUUGGGCAAAGAGGCCUUUUUGGUGUAGUGUUUGGGUGCCCCCCCUCCCAUCUCUAGUGUUAACCAGUAAAAAAUAAAAGCAGUGCUAAGGAAAAA
Messenger RNA from Calypte anna (Anna's hummingbird), 1982 nucleotides. RefSeq names its product dual specificity phosphatase 26 (gene DUSP26). Lineage: Eukaryota; Metazoa; Chordata; Aves; Apodiformes; Trochilidae. Gene Ontology annotation, cellular component: cytoplasm. The transcript has 4 exons. Bases 370 to 957 code for a protein of 195 amino acids. Gene Ontology annotation, molecular function: protein tyrosine/serine/threonine phosphatase activity; MAP kinase phosphatase activity. The record is from RefSeq and is a predicted model, not a curated record. Gene Ontology annotation, biological process: negative regulation of MAPK cascade; protein dephosphorylation.